UCUCCCCCAACGAGGCGGUCUGAAGAAGGCAACGAGGCAAAGCGGGGCGAAACCCCACCCCCCGGAGCUUACGGAUCGCCGUGAUGGCCAAAGAGUUCUCCGUUCCGCCGGUGGUUUUCCCCUCCUCCGCCGGGAACCCUAACGUCCCCCAGCAGCGCCGUGCGCCUGGGGCGGCGCCUUUCCAGCCGCCGCGGCCCUCGAACCCGGGCCCCGCCAACCCGAGCCUCCCCUUCAUGUCCUUCGACGUCGGAUCCGCCCCGGCCUCGUCCUCCUUCUCAGCCCCCGUAUUUGCUCCCGCCGCCGGCGAGGGCUUCUCCGUCUCCGGCUCUUUCGAUGACGAGCCGCCCCUCCUUGAGGAGCUGGGCAUCAAUACCCGACAGAUCUGGCGCAAGACCAUCUCGAUCUUGAAUCCCUUCCGCGUGAACCCUGAUCUCCACGAGGACGCCGACCUCUCCGGCCCCUUCCUCUUCCUCAUGGCAUUCGGGCUCUUCCAGCUUCUGGCCGGAAAGUUCCACUUCGGUAUCAUCUUGGGAUGGGUCACCGUCGCGGCAUUCUUUCUCUACAUCGUCUUCAAUAUGCUCGCGGGGCGGAACGGGAACUUGGAUUUGUACCGGUGCUUGAGCCUGAUUGGAUACUGUAUGCUGCCGAUGGUGAUCUUCUCGGCGCUGUCGCUCUUUGUGCCCCAUGGUGGCGUUGUGAUCUUUCUGAUGGCAGCGGUAUUCGUGUUGUGGUCUGCGAGAGUGUGCACGGCGCUUCUGGUGGAAUUGGCAUCCUGCGGGGAUGAGCACCGUGGUCUCAUAGCCUACGCUUGCUGGCUCGUUUACAUGCUCUUUUCUCUGCUAAUUUUGUUCUAAUUCUUGCAUCUCAUUAUGCUAAUUUACUCGUCUACAAUUUGAUGUUAAGCAGUGGCAGGGGAUCAAAACAGCUACAUCUUCCAUGCCAUUUUUGUAGUUGAAGAAGGAAUUGAGAAAUGUCUACCAGGUCUGGCUAGUGUACACAGAUUGAUUUGCUCGACUCAGAUGGGUGAAAGGUGAGCAAUUUUUACAAGUUUCUACUGUGGAAUCUUGCAUCAUCAAUUUCGACAUUGUUAGCUACCAAAUCAGGACUAAUAGAUCGCUUAGCAUGCAAAUGGCGCUAAGUCUUGUUUGUUAGUUGUUCCGUGGACAUCUUGAAGCUUGCUUAUGUUGGUUACCUGUUGCUCUGAUAUCAUGGCACGGGAUACUGUGCUUUCCAUUAUAACAUGUUCAUCAAUUCUUCUGCUC
Messenger RNA from Musa acuminata subsp. malaccensis (wild Malaysian banana), 1262 nucleotides. RefSeq lists its product as uncharacterized. Gene Ontology annotation, cellular component: membrane; trans-Golgi network. The record is from RefSeq and is a predicted model, not a curated record. NCBI's taxonomy places the organism in Eukaryota, Viridiplantae, Streptophyta, Magnoliopsida, Zingiberales, Musaceae. Gene Ontology annotation, biological process: endoplasmic reticulum to Golgi vesicle-mediated transport; vesicle fusion with Golgi apparatus.